This is a messenger RNA of Belonocnema kinseyi, 1578 nucleotides long. RefSeq lists its product as uncharacterized. The transcript is spliced from 4 exons. Bases 648 to 884 code for a protein of 78 amino acids. Lineage: Eukaryota; Metazoa; Arthropoda; Insecta; Hymenoptera; Cynipidae. The record is from RefSeq and is a predicted model, not a curated record.
AAUUUAUGUUUGGAACGUUCCAAAGUAGCGGAUAUUUUACACGUUCCAGGAACGUUCCGUGCUAUUAGGGUUUCGUUCAACUUCACUCUUCAGUUGUCACAGUCAGUCAAAGUUGCGCAUCGUGAUUGCAUACUUAUUGCGUCAGUCACGGCCAAUUGUCAACCUGUGAAUUAAAAUUAUAGAUAGAAGCUAGGUGCUAAUUGCAUUAUAAUCAUAACCUAAUAAACGAAUAAUUAAGAAGUGAUAUCGUCAUGGCCGUAUAUCGGCAACCAACAGGAGCCGAGCGAGCUUCAAUACCACCUCUUCAACCUUUCAAAUCAGAUUUGGGUAGAGAACAAUCUUGGCGUAAUUGGAAACAGGAUUUUCUAGAUUAUUUUUGUUUGUGUAAGUUCUCUGUCGAACCUACAGAUAGACAAUUAGCAUUUUUUCGUCACGUCUGUGGUAAGGAAUUGAAAGAUAUCUAUAGAGACAGAUUUAGAACCAUUACAGAAAGACCAUCAACACUAGAAUCUACACUAGAAUUUUUCGACAUUUAUUUUCUGGGUUAUCCUGAGAAACAUUCAUAUCGUUUGUUAUACUUAUAGCACAUCCAAAGCCAGUGUUGACUGAGAAAAAUUAACAAUUCACUUGGAGAUUAGAAACAAGAAAUGAGAACUACGAUCUCGUGCCAUAUAUUAUUCUCUGAAGAAUCUGAGAAACUGGCAUUAUUUCGUCACGUAUGUGGAGAGAAAUUGAAAGGAAUCUACAGAGCCAAGUACAAAACCAUGGAUGCGCGACCAAAGACACUUCAAUCAACUUUAGAGGAUUUGGAUGUUUAUUUUCUGAAUUACAAAGAAAAAACUGACUACAGCGUGUUGAGAACAGUUCAUCAGUUUGUUGAUUGAGACAAAUCUUUAACCUUGACAAUGCGCCACCUGAAACGCAAACUAUUAGAUAUCUCAAAGUUAUUACAGCGAUCUAAAUAAAAAGGAGCAGUAAAAAUUGAUUUCAAUCGAAAAUACUGUACUGAGAUAUAAAGUAAUUAUUUACUAUAACAUUUCUUGUUAAUAUAAAAUUCGAAUUCAAAUUUCUUCUCAUUAGUUCCAAAUUGGUAGCGCUUUGCAAAGAAAACUUUUACUUCAUAUUUCAACCUUUCAAUUCUUUGUUUAACCCUGAUCACUUGCAUGGGGUCAGAAUGACCCCAACCUCGACUCCAGACUAAAAUUUGAGUAGGAUUUGAGAAUUUUCGUAUACACCUUCAAAUAAUUUUCAUUUAAAAAUAACUACCAAUAUCUAAUUUUAUGUAUUAAAUAGCGUGUGUGAAUUGUUUCAAGUUGAAACCAUGUAUACAGUCAGUAUGACAACGUUUCAAAAGUUUCUGGGGGCAAUUUGACCCCGUGUAAGUAAUAUAUAUGGUAUCAUCUUUCAGAGGUAUACGUGAUGUGGGUUAAACAUUUUUGCAAGUAAAUUAAUAGAACAUUGCGUAUGAAUGAUAAUUAAGAAUGUUGACUGUAAGAGCCCAAAAUGUUAUAGCAGAGAGCCAAUGUUUUCAGCCUAUAUUUUGUCUCUAUAGUAUCGUUUUCAUGCGUUCAAAGAAUU